CGGAUUCAUUUCCGGUAGCAGUGUCGCUGACUUGAUAACGUCACACGCUGUCGACACCGGGGAGCACCAUUACAACGGAUUGUGUGAAGCCCCUUCGGUUCUAGCUCAAGUUUCCCCGGCGUUGUUACCAUGGUCGGGAAGAUAAAACACGUCCGUCAGAAGCUCCACCAAGAGGCGGUGAGGCUCGACAGGCCGAGCAGCCUCUCGCAGAGCCCCGGCUCCGGGUUACCGCAGAGUUUAGAGAAGCCCCCUGCCUCGGAACUACACAAAACAAGCGCUCCCCUUCGGGAGAAUAAGAAGACCGAGUCCUCCACCGACGCGGCACAGCCCCCGGGACAAAUCUCCUUCCCCUCUGGGAUCUUCGCUGGCACCAAGAUAACUCCGGAGGCCCUGGUACAGACGCUGAGGUUUGAGGAGCCUCCAGAUGCACCUCUACCUGCUCGUAGAGGCCCAGAAGAGAAGAAAGUUAAGUCAAAGAAAGAGAAGAUGAAGGAGAGGAGGGACCGGUGGCUGAACAAGAUUAGCUCCAUUAAACAGGCCAAGGAGCAGCAGGCGGCUGAGGCUCGACGGCAGGCCACGCCCGUGGUGGGGGACAUGAGGCCGCUGGCCGACGCCCUGCCAGAGCUGUCUCUGCUCGUAGCCCCCCCUACCACAGCCCUCACCGCCCGCCGCAAGAGCAGGAAAAACAAAGUACCGGUGAAGAGGCCCGAACCGACAGAUUUCAGUCAAAUGAAACAGUCACAGAAACGCAAACUCCUGGAGACAGAGACCAGCCGGUUUAGCAACGCAGUGAAGACCCUCUCGGCCAAGAUGAACCCUCUGGCGGAUAUUGGUGAGCAGCUGAGGAAGAGGAUGAGGCAGGAAGAGGAGCAGGGUCCCAGCUAACAGCAGCACAGCCUCCACAGACCCUACCCAACAGAUCUAAGGGGGCCCUGACCCCGGACCAGCAGCAGGAGGAACCCCGGGGGACGCUCUCGUCUGAGGAGGUGGAGCAGGAAGGUGGUGUUUGUACACGCUGACUGUGACGGAUGUCCUCUCUUUUAAUCCCCAACUUCCCACUUCAGUAAUAAAUCUCGGUGCAUUCAACACUCUGCUGUUAUGUGUGUUUUCUGCGCGAUGACAAGAAUCCAGGUGUGCUCGUCUUGGUUAAUGAAGCGGUGCAUGUGCAAACAGAUUCGGCUUGUUUCCAUCAACACCCACACAGUCACCCCCCCCCCCCCCCCCCCCCCGUCUAUUCUCAGCUCUCCUCCUCGUGCCCGAUUGAGAAUAAGAUCAGCAACGCGGGGUGACUCAUCAGCAAUAACCAUGGCAACUGCACUGAUCCAUGUAAAUGAACAUCUUGUCAAGCCAACACUGAAUGAAAAUAUUGUCAGACUAUCAUAAACAUGUUGUGUUUUUAUCAACUUACUUAUCUGUUUGUACAGAUAAAUAAUAAAAUCC
Pungitius pungitius (ninespine stickleback) is the source of this 1440-nucleotide messenger RNA. It is a transcript of the gene slx9, whose product is annotated as SLX9 ribosome biogenesis factor. Gene Ontology annotation, biological process: maturation of SSU-rRNA from tricistronic rRNA transcript (SSU-rRNA, 5.8S rRNA, LSU-rRNA). Gene Ontology annotation, cellular component: nucleolus; preribosome, small subunit precursor; 90S preribosome. The record is from RefSeq and is a predicted model, not a curated record. The transcript has 6 exons. The coding region runs from base 130 to 885 and encodes 251 amino acids. NCBI's taxonomy places the organism in Eukaryota, Metazoa, Chordata, Actinopteri, Perciformes, Gasterosteidae.